This is a messenger RNA of Prorocentrum cordatum, 1452 nucleotides long. The record is from the annotation of a GenBank genome assembly. NCBI's taxonomy places the organism in Eukaryota, Dinophyceae, Prorocentrales, Prorocentraceae.
AUGGCCGCCGAGACCUGCGUGGGGACGAUCAAGGCCCUGGACGCCGACGUGGGUUGGGGCUCCAUCGAGUGCGCUCAGACGAGGCCGCUCUACGACCGGGACGUCCUGUUCCAGGCCGCAGAUCUGCAGGGGCGCCAGGUGUCGGGCGGCGAGAUUGUGACCUUCCAGGUGACCAACGUCAGUGGCUCGCCCGUGGCGGUCAACCUGCAGUUCCUGCAGCAAGAGGGCCCAGCGGCGCCAGCGGCGCCGCGGCCGCCGCCGCCGCCCCCGCCGCCGCCCGUGCUCGCGCCGCACGCGACGCAGCCUGCGCAGGCUGCGGCGGCGCCGGGGCUGGCAGGGGGGCAGGGCGCCCUCCUCCUGGGGCAGGGGGCCAGCUACGUGGGCUCCGUCAAGAACUACAACCCGGUGAAGGGGUGGGGCUUCAUAGAAUGCCCCGAGACCGGCCAGGUGCUCGGGAAGGACAUCUUCUUCUUGAAGAGCGAGCUGAGCGGCGAGUUCCAGGCUUCCAGGGGCGACGUGGUGUCCUUCCAGAUCACGCAGGGCAAGAACGGCCCGAUGGCCCAGUCGGUGGUCUACCUCAACUCGGCGGCCUCCGCGGCCCCGCAGGGGUCGGGGCUCUACUCCGGGAUCCUGAAGACCUACAACCAGGAACGGGAAGGGGUGGGGCUUCAUCGAGUGCGACGCUACCAGGGCGCUGUACGGCAAGGACAUCUUCGUGAUGUCCUCGGAAUUCAAGGGGCUCCCGGUGGGCAUCGGCCAGUCCUUGACCUUCUCGGUGGCCCAGGAGGGAAGAAGGGGCCGAUCGCCUCCGACGUCCAGGUCAUCGGCGCCGACGGCCUCGCCGUGGAGGCGCCCGGAGGCAGGGCCGCGGAGCGGCUGUGCGGCGUGGUCGGGAGCUGGGACGAGGUGCAGGGGACGGGCCUCAUCACCGGCGAGGGCGUCACGUCCAAGUUCGCGGAGGACGUGCCCUUCUUCCGGGACGCGCUCGGCGGCAAGCCCAUCUUCACCGGGGACCAGGUGCGCUUCGCCUUCACGAUGGGCGACCAGGGGCCGGUCGCCCACGAGGUAGAGGCGCUGCCAAGUGGCUCCGUCGUCAGCAACGGCUGCCCAGGGCAGCUGUACACUGGCCACGUGAAGUCUUACGGCGCGGACAAGGGCUGGGGCUUCGUCGCCUCCGACGAGACGACGCGGCUCUUCGGGAAGGACAUCUUCGUCCACAGGCGAGAGAUCCCCGAGGGCAUCUGCCCCGAGCGGGGCCAGCAGGUGUGCUUCUCCGUGCGGCUGAGCGCCACCGGGCGCCCCGAGGCCACCACCGUGUCCUUCCCGGGCGCCGCCGCGGGUCUCGCCGGCCCUGGCGCGCCGGAGCUGGCGCUGCUGCAGCUGGCCGGGCUCGCGGCAGCGCCCGCGGCGGCGGCCGCGGGCGCUCGGCCGCCGCCGCCGCCUGAGCCGUAG